AGGUUCAGGAAACAAUAGAACAGGUAGAACGUUGGUCAAUGAGAUGGGGUUUUAGAUUUUCAAAGGAAAAAUCUCAAGUGGUUUUCUUUACAAGGAAAAAGAUAGGGGAGGAAAUUAAUCUUAAAUUAUAUGGACAUGUUCUGGAGAAAGUAGAGUCCUUUAGGUUUUUGGGAAUGGUUUUUGAUGCUAGGUUAACAUGGGCAGGUCACAUAGAGAAAGUUUUAGUAAAGUGUAAAAAAGUAUUAAAUGUGAUGAUGUGUCUGACAGGAGUGGACUGGGGGGCGAGCAGGCAAUCACUGAGGGAGAUAUAUGUUUCACUGAUUAAGUCUGUUAUAGAUUAUGGUUGUAUAGCAUAUAGAGAUGCAGCAAAAACUACACUGGCUAAACUGGAAGUAAUACAAACUCAAGCACUUAGGAUAUGCAGUGGGGCUUUUCGGACAUCACCUGCAGUGGCGUUGCAAGUAGAGAUGGGUGAGAUGCCUUUACAUUUAAGGAGGGAACAGUUGGCAGCUAACUAUUGGGCAAACCUACAAGGACAUAAUAGGUCCCACCCAACUAGAGUAGUAAUGCAGGUGUGCUGGGAGCAUGAAAGGGUUAAAAGUCAGAGUUUUGGAUGGGUAUGUGAUGCUAUUGGAAAAGACUUGGGGUUAGAGGGUAUAGAAUUUAGUCCAACAGUUCCGUUGCCUGUCAGACCACCAUGGUUGUUUGUGGAACCUAUAGUGGAUUUGCAGUUAUUAAAUAGAAACUUAAAGAGUAGAGUAGAGGUGGAUUUAUGUAGAGUUUUUUGUGAACAUCUGAAUGAGGAGUUUAAUGGGUAUCUGGAUAUUUACACAGAUGGGUCUAAAGAUCCUAAGUCUGGGCAAACAGGGGCUGCAUUUGGAAUACCAAAAAUGGGAGUUAAGGUACAGAAGAGACUGUCUGAUCAAAUAUCUGUAUUUACAGUGGAAUUGAUGGGUAUCUGGUUGGCUCUACAGUGGGUAGAAGAAACAAGACCGGAUAAAGUUGUAAUUUGUUCAGACUCUAGUGCAGCACUAAAGUGUUUGCAAUCAUUUAAGUCAAAAUCAAGACUAGACAUAGUAUAUGAGGUACUAGAAUGUUACACAAGGAUUUCUCAGUUGGGGGUGAAGGUAAAAUUUACAUGGGUACCAGCUCAUGUUGGUGUUAAAGGAAAUGAAAUGGCAGAUGGUUUGGCAAAACAAGCCAGUAAAAGAGAAGAUGUGGAAAUAUCAAUCUUAAUGAGUAAAACAGAAGCUAAAACAAAAAUCUGGAUGGAAAUUAUGAAAAAGUGGCAGUGUGGUUGGGAUAGAGAGGAGAAAGGGAGACAUUUAUACAGAAUACAAAAGAAGGUUGGGACAGAGAGGAUCACUGGAAGGAGUCGAAGGGAAGAAAUAAUUUUCACUAGGUUAAGGAUUGGACAUUGUGGGUUGAAUAAGUGCUUACAUAUUUUAGGUAAGCAUGUAACAGGAAGAUGUGAAUUUUGUGACAGUAUGGAAUCUGUUGAACAUGUGGUACUUGAAUGCCAAAAAUAUGAUAGAGAAAGGAUAAAGAUGAAAGAAAGCAUAAGGAAUUUGGGGGUGCAAGGGAAUUCACUUAGGGAACUUCUGGGAUUAACUUCAAAUGAUAUCAGUACUCAUUUAUUUACCUUCCUUAAGGACACGGGGAUAGCAAAUAGAAUAUAGAAGACAAAAAAAAAUUAAUUAAAGGGUGGGGGAAGAGAGUUGGAAGUCUCCAUUUUAGUUUUAGUUUCUCUUUGUCUAGCUCCGGUUCACACUCCAGUACAGUAGGUGGCGGUAAUGCACCAUUGAAGUUGGAUGCCAACCGCCGUUAAACAUCAAGGAAGAAGAAGAAGAAGAUUUCAAUCUGGAAAUCAGUAAAGCCCCUUUCACACUGCCAUUCCGGCAAAUACAGGGGUAAAGUGUUCCUGUAAUUGUUCCCUGGUCGCUAGAUUUGCCACUUUCACACUGCCAGGGAUGACCCGGUAUAUGUGCGUGCUUUCACACACAACCCUUGAAGAUCCCGUAAUGACACGUGACAUCAGCGCGUGACGUGUAAUGUACGAGUCGACAACGCUAGGCACGUUAUACUUUCACUGAAGCAAGUGAACGAUCUCGUCGUCAGCGCGGAAAGUGAGGAACUAACUGAUCUCUGCUUCAUUACAGGCUGCACAUGUUUUCUCGUCGCGAAUGUUGAUCUUCCUUCAAAACAGCUGGUAAAAGAGUCGCGCGAUAACGCGUGUCAUCACUUCGAUACCGAAUUAGAUCUGGCUUUUGUUCACACAGCGCUCGUUCCGGAUCGAUUACCGCAAUGUUACUAUGUCCCCGACCCGGGUUCGAUUCGGUAAUCAAUUCCGGGACGUGGUUGCUUUCACACAGAAGGCGACCAGGCAAUGUUACGGGAAUAUUGCGGGUCCGACGUGCAGUGUGAAAGGGGCUUAACAGAGGUCAGAAUUUUUCUGUUUUAGCUGUAUGCGCGUUGUCAAACUAUGUCUUGCUCACACAGAUUGUAUAUUUGCUUUCUCUUCCUGUUACUUACGGUUUUUAACAAGAUAGACGACAUUAUUAAUCGAAACGUAUAAUAAUCGCCAUUUCAGACGAAUUUAUGCAAUGCUAAAUGUUUAAAUGGAUAAACAAUGACUUUAAAACAUCAUCGGACACUGGCCAAUAAGUUUUUAAGCACUGACUAUAAAUUACAUUCAGACAACUAUUUAUUGAAGCUAGUAAUACCAUGUAAAAUAGCAAAUCAAGAUCAGAUUUAUAUUUGAUUACAAUAACGUUUUGCUUUCUAAGAGUUAUCCUAAUUUAAGUAUUUCUCACCACAGCUAUAAUAAUUGUUUUUUUUGGUGGCCUCUAAGAAUAGCCGGGAGUUUCCUGUGCUGCUGUGGACGUGACAACCCUGGUGUGUACCGAUUAUGUAACGCGUUAACAGACGUUCAGCUCUCAGUUGAAGAAACAACGCCAUCUCUUGGUGAAAGCACUGUAUGACCAUCGGAUUAUGGUAAAGGUGGAGGUAUUAUUAGGACAGUUUAGAAAGAGCAUGUGGAUCAAGAUUAUGAAAAAGCUUUAAAUUAAGCAUUUAUAAGAUGGAGCACUGGCCCCCUGGAAAUCUUUGUUGCUCGAGCCACAUCUGUUGCAUAUUCCUGAGAGGAGCUGAUGUCAAUGUUGCCCCAGCCAAUAUCAAGAAUCUAUCUUUCUAAGACUAUUUUAUUCCCAGAUCACACAGAACGAUUCAUUUACCAAGUGUAGAGAUCCAGUUGCAGCUGUUCUUGACUCACUGAAGUGAGUCUUCAAGCAAUGUGACGCAUCUCUGAUAAUAUAGAAUAUAGAUAAGUCUUAGAAUUAAUAUAUAAAGCUUUAAAAUAGACUACAUAAGAGCUUAGAGUUCACAUGCACUGACAUUGAUAGAUGUUUUCUUAUGGUUGUCCUCUUGCACGGACAGCUCUUUUCACCUUGCUGUGAAAUUUGUAGUGGUUUUACUGGAUAUAUUACACAUUCUACUACUUUUUCACUCCGUUAAUCCUUAGCAGUGAUUUGAGAGAAGAGAAUAACAGUUAAAAGGCAUAUGAUUUGCUGUUCUUUACUGAUGUCACGCUUUCAAGUGCAUACGCUCCAUAAACUCAAAGCCUGAGAUGACAGAGAAAGUUGUUGAUCAGCAUCAUGGUACCAUCAAAGCAGCACUGGAUUGGAUUGGUUUUGUCAACUCAGAAAUAAUUCUGUUACCUGGAGUUUGUUCAGCCACCAUCAUGGUGCAAGCCCCCUGGUGCCCCACACCUUGAGUUUGUGGAGGAUUUGUCUAUAGGUGUGAAAAGUUACUAAUGGCAAGUGUUGUUUUUUUUUUUAUAUAUAUAUAAAAAUCAUAUUUAUGUUACAUGUAUGUAAAUUGUUUUUUUAACUACAUCUGCUGUAAGAUGAUGAUCUGUUUUAGGCUUGGUAUGAAAUUCUUGAAUGUAUACAUAAAUCUGGGAUAUUGGGUAAUCAUUGAAAACAAUGUUAAAAUAAUGUAAAUCGAUGUCUAAUGUAUCUUCCUCGCUGCCUUAGCAGUUUGAAAUUAUAUAAUAAAUGCAUAAUUCAUUCCCCAUUUAAGAUCUUUUUACUUAUGUUUUUUUACUUAUUUACUUAUUUUACUGCUAUGGUUCAGCAUUAGAGGGUUUGCUGGUCUUAGCUGGUUUAAAAUGGUCUCUUGUCUAACUGAUCUCUGUUGAGAGCUCAAAACCCUCUCUAUAACAGCCCAAACAGGCUGGGAGACUUGAGAUUUUGUAUCACGUGUUUGUGUUGUCUUUUUAUGUUGUCAGUUUUGUCACAAUAAAUUAUUAAUUCUG
Messenger RNA from Carassius gibelio (silver crucian carp), 4315 nucleotides. RefSeq lists its product as uncharacterized. The transcript is spliced from 2 exons. The record is from RefSeq and is a predicted model, not a curated record. Bases 39 to 1679 code for a protein of 546 amino acids. NCBI's taxonomy places the organism in Eukaryota, Metazoa, Chordata, Actinopteri, Cypriniformes, Cyprinidae. Gene Ontology annotation, biological process: DNA replication, removal of RNA primer. Gene Ontology annotation, molecular function: nucleic acid binding; RNA-DNA hybrid ribonuclease activity.